AUGGCUCAGCACAGGAUCGUCUUAUGGAUUUUAGUGUUUAUUUCAGGUCAGUUUGGCUCUGUUUCAACCCAAAGCCCAAAUGUUUGCAAGACCUUUGGCAGUGGGGUCAUAAACACUUUCAAUGAGACCAUUUUCCAUGUGAAAUCUACAUGUCCUGUAAAACUGACACACUUCUCUCAUGCGGGAGUCGACUGUUUUAUCUCUGUGCAACGUGAUCCAACUGGACUCAUGAAGAGAGUGGAGAUUCUGGUGAAUAAAAUUGUGACCAUCAUUCAGGAUGGCAUGAUCAGUAUGGAAGGAAACAGCAUCUCUCUGCCCUAUGACCACACCUAUCAAAGUGUGUACACGUUUGGCAUUUAUACCAGGCUUACAAGCAAAGUUCUGCCUCUUUCUGUCACAUGGUACAGUGUACCUGAGGGAGUCACUUCACUUUGGAAUCAAGGUGCUGCUUUUCCUCCCACCUGCUCCAACCCUCAGCUUCAGACAGAAUUUUAUACCAGCACAUGUCUUCCUCCAGAUGGUUUGGUCUUGAACGAUCGAGCUGAAGGCUACCACAGUGUUAAGGUGGAGGACUGUCCUUGUGUGCACAGGGGAAGAACUUAUGCCCCAGGGCAAACACGCAGCUCAAAGUGCCAAACUUGUGAAUGCAUCAGAGGAAAAUGGAUCUGUUCAGCUAACACCUGUCAGACUCCGUGUGUCAUUGAAGGCUGGUUUGUCACUACCUUUGAUGGUAAACAAUAUUCUCUGCCCGGAAAAUGUACCUAUAUGGCUGCAAGGGGACUCAACUGGACUGUGACCAUCAAGCUUUCUGAUAUGACUAUAGAAGAAAUGUACUUCGAUGUGUAUCAGCUAAAAUGUCUAUAUUUUUGCUUGUUUCAAAAAUGUAAAUCAUUUUACUUUACAGAACAUGUCACAGUCUACUGGGAGUCUUCGAUGUUCGUUAAGGUCCAGGCAACUUUUGGAAUGAAGAUGCAAGUCCAAGUUUCUCCAGAAGUUCAAAUGUACUUUGGAGCUCCUGAUGAAUGUAUUAGCAAAAUAUCAGGUCUUUGUGGAUCAAACAACAACAAUACAGAAGAUGACUUCACUGCGAGUAGUGGUAUUGUGGAAAACUCAGCUUGGCCUUUUGCUCUGUCCUGGACGCUGGGGGACUGCACACCAAACAAUUCCCCCAUAUGCACCAACACUGAUAACGAGCUGUUUGCUGAAAAUAAGUGCAGCCAGAUGACAAACACAAGUGGUGUGUUUGCCCAGUGCCAUGACUAUGUGCCUGUUAACACUUAUUUUGAUGCCUGCGUUCAGAGAACUUGCCAUGCUACUUCUGGCUUAGAGGAGCAUGCAUGUGUUGGCCUGGGAAACUAUGCUAAAGCCUGUGCCAGUCAGGGCAUCAACAUUGGUGACUGGAGAGCAGAAACACACUGCAUUCAUCCCUGCAAGAGUAAUCUGUGGUUUGACUAUACCAUGCAGGCAUGUAAUCGUACAUGCCGCUCAUUAUCUGGUCCUGACCCAACCUGUGACAUGCCAGAUGACCCAGUGGAGGGUUGCGGAUGCCCAUCUGGCACAUUCCUCAACAUACCACACAAAUGUAGCCCUCGUGACCUUUGCUACUGCAUCUACACAGGUGGAACAGUGCCUCCAGGGCCUGUGGUUAUCGAUGGACGCCAAUGGUAUGCUAGUGCUGAAGAGAGGUGUAUCAGUGGCUGUUACUGUCCCGAGGGCCAAUAUGCAGACCAUACAGGCAGCUGUGUGACUCAGGAGAACUGCACAUGUGAAUUCAGUGGGGUGGUUUAUGCAUCUGGGCAGAGUGUGGAAUCAAACUGUAAAACAUGCACUUGCAGAGGAGGCCAAUGGGACUGUAAAGGUGAUCCAUGCCCAGGAGUGUGUGAAGUGUUUGGCAAUGGACAAUACAAGACCUUUGAUUCCAAAUGGUAUCGUUUUGAUGGCCACUGUCAGUACACUCUAGUUGAGGACAUCUAUGGGCAGUUUUCCAUUAAAGCAGAGAGUGUGCCUUGUUGUGAUGAAAUUCUGACCUGCUCCCGCUCCGUCUCAGUAAAACUCAAGGAUGAAGUGACUCUGAUCCUGCGUGAUAUGAAUGUAACUCAGAAUCUCCUGGAUGGGUGGCGUCUCAGAGCUCAGUCACUGUACUCCAUCCACACCGUGGGCCUAUACAUCAUCAUCUCUGUGCCUGAACUGGGCCUCAGUGUGAUUUGGGACAAACAAACGAAAGUGAGAAUUGAACUGCAAGCCUCAUGGAAUGGUAAAGUACGAGGCCUGUGUGGUGACUUUGAUGGAAAGUUAAUGAAUGACUUGCUGACCAGCAGCUCUGCUGUAGUGUUCAGCACACUGGAGUUUGGGAACAGCUGGAAGACAGCUGUGCCCCCCUGUUCAGAUGUAACCCAGGAGUUGUUUCCCUGUGAACGGCACUCAUACUGCGCGGCUUGGGCGCAAAGACGCUGCAUGAUUCUACACAGUGACACGUUCAAAGCCUGCCACCUGAAGGUUGAUCCAACGCCUUAUUACCAGGCCUGUAUUCUGGAGUCAUGCUCCUGUGAUUUUGAGGGCAAGUUCCUGGGAUUCUGCACAUCUGUGGCAACAUAUGCUGAUGCCUGCAUAACCCAAAAUGUCUGUAUCAAAUGGCGAACUCCUGACUUGUGCCCGGUCUAUUGUGACUAUUACAAUGAAGAGGGUCAGUGCAGCUGGCAUUAUGAAGCAUGUCCUCAACAGAUCAGAACUUGUGGGAAAAACAACAAAUACUCUGGAAAGCUUGAAGGUUGUUACCCACAUUGCCCUGCUGAGAUGCCGUAUUAUGAUGAGAACAGAAGAACAUGUUCCAGUUUGGACAACUGCACUUGUUAUUUCAACAACACUGUGGUUGGACCUGGUGCUAAAGAUCUGAGUAGAAACCAGAGCUGGCCAGAGGGUUAUCAAUGGACAGAAAAUUGCUUCAAUAAAACUUGCAUCAACAGUAGUAUUGUGAUGACACCUUUCAUAUGCCCAACUCCAGUUGUACCUGUGUGCCCCAGAGGAAAGCCACAGCUAGUAAAAGAUGAGGAAGGCUGUUGUGACAUUUUUCACUGUGACUGUCAAUGUGAUGUCUAUGGAGACCCCCACUACACUUCCUUUGCUGGACAGGACUUUACAUUCCUGCAAAACUGUACAUAUAUUCUGGUGGAAGAAAGGACUCCACAUCACAAUCUCAGCAUCAGUGUUGAUAAUUAUUACUGUGAGCCAUCUGCUUCCUGUGCCAAGGGCAUCAUUCUGAAAUACCACAACAACACAGUAAUACUUCAAGUGCGUCAAGAUCCUGAUGGAAUGAUGAGCACAUUAGAAACUACUCUGAAUCAAGUAACAAUAAAACCACCAUAUCAAGCAAAAGGAUUUAAGUUUGAGACCACAGAUGCAGAAGUCUAUAUUUACAUUGAAGAGAUCCGCUCAUACGUCUUUCUGAGUGUAUGGAACACACUGAAGAUCAAUCUAGCAAUGGAGCACUUCUUGAAUAACACGCAAGGACAGUGUGGAAUUUGUGGAGGCCCCUCAUGUAUACGCAGAAAUGGUUCGGUUGAGAGUGAGAACUGCUGUGAAAAGACUGCGUAUGAUUGGGUAGAGGAUGAUCCACUGAAACCAUACUGCCGACAAGCCCCCCGGCAUGUCCCUUGUAACCGUGACCUACCAACACCAAGGCCUCCUCCACCCUGCAUAGCUCCUCUCUGUGAACUCCUCAGACAUAAAGUGUUCAGUAAAUGCAGUGAGGACAUUGACAUGGAGAAGCUGAUGAGUAACUGCAAGUUUGAGUUCUGUUUGUCCAACAACAACGCCACUGUGUGCUCCUCACUAGAGUAUCUAGCUGAUCACUGCAAGAAGACAGGCUUCUGUGUUGGCUGGAGGAACCUGACCAGUGGAAUUUGUGACUGCAAAGGCCCACUGGGAGAACCCAUGAUGCCUGGGGCAAUAUGGGAGUCCAAGUGCCACAUGUGCACAUGCAGUAACCAAACUAAGACAGAAGAAUGUUGGCGAAAACCUUCACCUCCACCUCCAACAUGCGGUCCUGGCUAUGCUCUCAUCUCUGACUGCUGCGACAAUCCGAUAUGCGGUAAUUUAGCACUUCAUCAACUGCAGUUCAGCUUUUCAGUGGGUGGAACAUGGAGGGAUCCCCAGAACCCCUGUGUAACAUUUCACUGUACAAGAGAAGGCACUGAAAUAGAGAAAAAUGUGUGUCCACAGCAGUUUUGUCCUGAGGUGGAUGAGGUCUGGGAAUGA
Molecule: messenger RNA, 4254 nt
Organism: Neoarius graeffei (lesser salmon catfish)
Lineage: Eukaryota; Metazoa; Chordata; Actinopteri; Siluriformes; Ariidae
Product: mucin-19-like
Exons: 31
Coding region: 1-4254 (1417 amino acids)
Cellular component (GO): extracellular matrix
Molecular function (GO): protein binding
Source: RefSeq, a predicted model, not a curated record